GUUAAGUCCCAUCGUCAAGUGCAGCAGCUCCAUCUGACAGCCCCGAGAUGCAGCCCAACAAAGCAACUCCAGGUGCGUCUGGAAUGCAGGCCAAGCUACGACCACCUCCUGCAUUGUUUGAUGAAGGACCAGCAUCAAGUCCCGCUGCGCCUUCUGUUAGUGGUUCUUCCGAUGUCAGCUAUGUGCCAGGUGGGUCAUCGACAUCGGAUCCGUGUGAAUCUGACGGGUUGCCAGAUCCCACACGUACUCCCAAGAUGCGGGAAGAGGGCUGCCACAAGGAACCGAAGUACAUCAUCUUUGAGUCGUGGCUUCAGAGUCUCGUCAAGUGGUGUCACUAUCCAGCCUGUGGCAGCCAGGACAUAAGCCCUUCUUGGGAUUCGAACGGUACACAGCUGAUCAUGACUAUACAAUGCGCAUCAUGUGACCAGAGGAGUAGGUGGAGCAGCCAGCCAAACAUUGGCCCUUAUGCCGCGGGCAACAUCCUGCUAUCUGCUGGCAUCCUCUUCGCUGGCACAUCUUCUGGCAAGGUGUUGCAAGUGCUGAACAGCAUCGGAGUGGUCAGGUAUGUGAAGAGAACAUUUUUCAACCACCAGGAGCUCAUCCUGCAGCCAGCCAUUAAAAAGGUGUGGGAGGAACAGCAACGGACGCACCUCACCAUGCUGCAGGUGGAAGGCCAACCCCUCGUCCUUGGUGGUGAUGGGCAAGCAGACAGUCCGGGACACAGCGCCAAGUUCGGUACCUACACCACAAUGGAGCUUGAGGCCAAUGUGGUUCUCGACCUUCAGGUUGUACAGAGCAACGAAUGUCAUGGCAGCUACCAUGUGGAGAUGGAAGGACUGAAGAGGAUGGUGGAGGUGCUGAUCAGCUGGGACCUGGAUGUCGAGGUGCUGGUGACAGACAGACACAGACAGAUCGCUAAAUCGAUUCACAAAAACAUGCCCAAUACAUGGCACUGCUAUGACAUCUGGCAUGUUGCAAAAUCGUCUACACCGCCAAGAGAGGGGGGACUUCUGGUUGCCAAGUGGAAGUCUGUGGAGCGACAUAUUCAGGACAUCCACAAGGACCACGGCGACCUCUUCCCAAUUUGUGCUCAUGGACAACUGCACGGUAGAAGGCUGCAAAAGAAAUGGCUCAAACCAAGUUCACGCUCAGCAGUGAAACUGGAGGAGGUGGUCAACAACAAGUCCCUGCUGAAAGAUAUCGCCAUGCUGUCGGGCUACCCAGAUGACUUGAUUAGGGAGGUUGUUGCUGGCUGCAGACAGACCCUUGACGAGAGAACACCAGUUGCCGUCACCGUGGAUGUGCCUCCCUUCCUCUGCGAUGAACUGGAGAAGCCAGACAAGGAGGAAGCCAUCGCUAAGCCCAGGAGUCGCUUCGCUAAGCGUUAA
Nerophis ophidion (straightnose pipefish) is the source of this 1388-nucleotide messenger RNA. RefSeq lists its product as uncharacterized. The record is from RefSeq and is a predicted model, not a curated record. The coding region runs from base 48 to 1388 and encodes 446 amino acids. Lineage: Eukaryota; Metazoa; Chordata; Actinopteri; Syngnathiformes; Syngnathidae. The transcript has 5 exons.